AUGGACGACAGCCGAAAUCAGGCUAUCUUGACGGUCACGGCUGUUUUCCUCGGUAUUUCCCUGGUCAGUGUUGGCCUGCGAUGUUUUGUGCGUGCCAAGGUCGUGCAGGCUUUUGGGUGGGAUGAUAGCCUUAUGGUCCUCGCGAUGGUGCUGAACUUGGUCUUUGCCAUCUGUGGCCUUGUGGGCUGUAAAUAUGGGUUAGGACGGACCUUGGCAUAUUUUGUUGUCCGUCCGGAGCAUUUCACCCAUGCAUUAUUGUGCUGGUGGUUGGGGCAGGUCUUCUACGUGGUAACGUGCGUCGUCGCCAAACUCUCCAUCAUCAUUACUCUGCUACGCAUCACCGUCGACCGCAUUCACGCUUGGAUUCUUUACGCCGCUAUGUCCCUCGCCACGGCCGUUGGUGUCGUCUUCUUCUUCUUCACCGUCUUUCAAUGCAGUCCUGUCAACUAUUUCUGGCACCCGCUUUCCGAAAAUGGCAAAUGUGUCGACAAGGACGUCCUGAUUGGCAUCGCAUAUCUGUAUAGUAUCGGGGCUGCAAUCACGGAUUUAACCAUCGGUCUUCUCCCAGUGGCCCUGAUCUGGAAUCUUCGAAUGAACCGCCGCACCAAGGGGGCGAUUGUUGGAAUUUUGGGGGUGGGAUGCAUUGCCAGCGCAGCAGUCAUUAUCCGAAUUCCUUUCGUUCACCAUUACAAAGAUCGAGAGUUCUUAUAUAAUACCUACCAAAUAUCCAUUUGGUCUAACGUCGAGGCCGGCCUGGGUAUCACAGCUGGCUGUCUGACGACCCUCCGCCCCCUCGUCCGAUUUCUACGCGAUGGCUCCUCGCCGUCUCAGGCCCCCGGACCUAUUCCCUUAUCCAGCAGUGUGGCGCCAGGGCUCCACCGGUCCUCUCGGACCAAACAUGAGGAUCGUGACGACGUUCAUCAGCUAUGGACUGGCAACGAGAUGGACGACUACCAUGGGGUGACCACGACCAUCAUGAGUAGUAGCCACACCAAGCCGAUCAGCAGCAGCGAGGAGGACCUCACGCCAAGCAAUUGGAAGGUGAAGCGAUCCGUGCGGAUGUCUAUACGCGAUUCAUGA
This is a messenger RNA of Penicillium alfredii, 1080 nucleotides long. RefSeq names its product putative integral membrane protein. The record is from RefSeq and is a predicted model, not a curated record. NCBI's taxonomy places the organism in Eukaryota, Fungi, Ascomycota, Eurotiomycetes, Eurotiales, Aspergillaceae. The transcript is spliced from 5 exons. The coding region runs from base 1 to 1080 and encodes 359 amino acids.